UAAAGAGUCAUCUAGACCAAAACUUUGCGUAGAACGAAGAAGAGCCAAAAAAGACAACAAAAAGUAAAUAAAUUUUCCAAUCAAAAAAAUGUCUGAAGAAACGUCUAAGGUCGACGAUAAAAAAUCGCUGAAACGAAAAUUCAAAGAAAUUAAUAGAUCCAAAGAAGCGAAGAAACCCCCAAUGCCAGUCUAUGGUAAAUACAACAUUUUGAAAAUGUUGAAAGAAAAUCAUUGCCUCAUUGCUGAUGAAGAACAACUGGUGAAUGCCUUUCCGAGAAACAAACGAUACGACCUGGACGAUAUUAAAGGUUUCGUAAACAAAACUGCCCAAAGGUCACAGGCAAUCACCGAGAAAAGCAACAAAACAAAAGAAUUUAAAAGGGCAAAUGAUCUGGUCAAGUGUAUUGAGGAGUGUGAUAGCCCGAACACCGAGCGAAACCUGGACAUACCUUUGUCGUUGAAAACAAUCACCGAUGUUUUCAAUUACACGGACGAGGAAGUGGAUGUCCGAAUGCUUUACCAAACACUCACCAAUUUUUCAUUGGGCUUCCCUACGUGUCACAUGGACCAAACAACCAACGACUUUUUAUAUGGAGUCUAUAAAGAAUUCAUUGAUCAAGUGCAUACACCAGAAUUCCAAGAGGACGUCAAAAGGUAUCAAAAAUUCUUCAAUGGCAGAGCAAGUGGGGAAGAUGAUCGGCCCGAUGUGAAACAUCCAACCGAUUUCAGUGAUAUGGAAUUUGUUGUAAGGAGCACAUUCAAUUGUCCGUCGAUGAAUCCACUAAACAUUCCGUAUUCGCUUUUGAACAAACCGAAAGAUUCGGUUUAGACCAAAACGGUUAUGAUUGAUUUUAUCCAUUUUUAUACUCUUCAUACGUUGUUGUUUUUAUUAAUUGUUUAAAUUGCACAGUGAGUGUGGACGAAUUUUUAAAUGUCAUCGACAUGAUUCUUCAGUUGAAUUAAAAUUAUUGGACAAAAAGAAAAAUUGGAAAAAAAAAAUAGU
This is a messenger RNA of Bradysia coprophila, 1003 nucleotides long. RefSeq lists its product as uncharacterized. The record is from RefSeq and is a predicted model, not a curated record. Lineage: Eukaryota; Metazoa; Arthropoda; Insecta; Diptera; Sciaridae.